Molecule: messenger RNA, 1729 nt
Organism: Manihot esculenta (cassava)
Lineage: Eukaryota; Viridiplantae; Streptophyta; Magnoliopsida; Malpighiales; Euphorbiaceae
Exons: 5
Coding region: 215-1354 (379 amino acids)
Source: RefSeq, a predicted model, not a curated record
AAUUAAUUUUUCAAAUUUUUUUAUUCACUUUCCCUUCCUUCUUAGGGCCACCCUUCUGCAAACCCAGCAAGGCUCCAACGGAGGAAAUUAUUAAAUCUUCCACCGCCAGGUACCUCCUCUAUAUCUACCUCUGUAAAUGCCUGUUCUUUUCAAACACCUGUAGUGUUCUCUUCUAUCUGAGUUCUCUUCUGCAGAGGAAUUGGGAAUAGCUACUAUGGACGAAGAAAAUGAUUAUACAACUGAUCUUGAAUCCAAUUUCUGCUUCCCCGCUGAGUUUCCUUACGAAUUUGAUUCGUUUGGUUCCAUUUCUGCUUUAAGUUCCCCGGUUGAAUCCGUUCUGAGUUGUACUGAAACGGAGAGCGAUGACGAGGAAGAUUUCCUAGUUGGCUUGACUCGGCGCCUAACACAGAAAGUGGCUGUUGAGCCUCAUAAGAAAAAUUGGAUCAUGGCCGGAUCACCCGAAUCAAUACUCGGUGGAAUUGGAAGUGGGUUCUUGUCAAGCAGCGGCAGUUCAAACGGUGAGAUUUCCCCUCCAACGACGCCCUUUGGGUUAAAAAGUGACCCGUGGGAUCUGAUAUCUGUGGGUGCUGGUCCUGUUUCGAUGUUAAAGAUGAGAAUUGAAGACAAGAAUAAUAGUUCUAAACAAGGGAGGGGAUUGCUGCGUCCUGCGACGAGCAAAAAUCCAGAUACCAUAGAGGAAAAUGGGAGAACUGGGUUUUCGUCGAGCCAAAGUUUUGGUCAGAGUGCUUGUCAGUUGAAUCAGUAUCCUUUGAAGCAGAAACAAGUACCAAGGCCACUGCGCCACUCAGUCUGCAGAAGGCAGCAAGUGAAAGAAAGCAAACAAGAUGAGCCCCAGCACCAGCAACAAUACCAAAACCAGAGAAGAGGGAGAAGGGUUAUGGCCUAUGAAAAAGGAAGAUGUAUGCUUCCUCUGGGUCUCCCUCAGUCUGCUUGGCCGCCUCUUCAAGUGAAAUCAACUCAGCACCAACACCAUCAGCAAUCACACAAUAGUUCAGGCAAGAGUACUGGUGUUUUUCUCGGUGGCGCUAACGCUAAAAGAGAAUGUGCUGGUACUGGGGUUUUCUUGCCUCGCACAUACACCAAAACCUCUGAUCGUAAGAAGAAAUCAGCUCGCUCCAGGGUUCUUGCUCCAGCAAAUGUUGUUCAGUCUCUAGAUACGAAGCUUAAGGACUUGAACAUGCAAGGCCAUACCAAGCCACGCUUUAAUGGUGCUUUUGGCUCUGAUUAUGAUGCUUUCAUUGAAAAUGGCAGAUUGGCCCAGCAGAAGGGAGAUGUAGGUGCAGAAAAUGUGCUCAGUCAUGAAAAAUGUGUGCCUCAAGAGUGGAUGUAUUGAACCAAGAAUUGAAUUCAUACAAGUUUACAAGAAAUCAGUAAUUGUUUUAUUGGACAUUAUAGAGGUAGAAGAUUCAAUUAAAGAAAUUCAAGAAUGCAAGUUUAGCUUACAAGAAAUAAGCAGCAGUAAGAAAUCCUGAUUUUUUUCAAGGGAAAAGUUUGCAGCAGUUGUUGGGCAUAGCAGCAAGAAAAAAAAGUAGCAAUGGAGGAAGAAAAUUGUGUUUUUAUCUUAGAAAAAUACUAAGCAGAUUAUGUUUAUUGGUGGGUAUUUUAUUUUAUUGAAAUUAUGGUGUAUAAUAUAUGUAUUUAUGUCAAAAUGAAUGUUAUUUCCCAUGGCAUGAAUUGGAAUAAGAAGAAAAUGCAUUUUGAUAUUGUC